Messenger RNA from Brassicogethes aeneus, 1714 nucleotides. The record is from the annotation of a GenBank genome assembly. NCBI's taxonomy places the organism in Eukaryota, Metazoa, Arthropoda, Insecta, Coleoptera, Nitidulidae.
CCGCCAACAUAACACGCAAACUCUAAUAAAUGUCAAAAUUCUGUCAGAAUCAGAGAAUGUAUGUGUAGAUAAGUUGAACGUUUUUAUUUUAGAUUAUAAUUGUUAGUGCGGUGAAAAAGUAAAAAAAUAUCAAAAAUAUGGCCAAUCUAGACGAUAAUCCUUUCGGCGAACCGACAAUUGACAACCCCUUUGCGGACCCCUCUGUCCAACAAGUUGCUAGAAAUACUAGUGCGCAAAUUAAAGUUGAUGAUUAUAAUCCAUUCGAUAAUCAGCAAGCCCCAAAACAGAUGGCAUAUAACCAGCCAAGCAGUGGUCCUGCAAUUAUGCAACCCACACAGGAGCCCCCAUCAUACACUAAAAGUGCCCAACAGACUGCAAAUCCUUCAAUUAACACUGAAGAAUUACAGAGGCGCCAGGAGGAGUUGGAGAGGAAAGAACAAGAGCUGGCAAGAAGGGAGGAAGAAAUGAGACAGUCGACCUAUAAUGUCAGGCGUAACAAUUGGCCCCCAUUGCCGGAACAAUGUUGUUUUCAACCUUGCUUUUAUCAGGACAUCCAGGUGGAUAUACCGUUGGAAUUCCAGAAAAUUGUACGCCAUUUAUACUAUCUCUGGAUAUUCCACAGUGCUUUAAUGCUGUUAAACAUUAUCGGAGGUAUUUUCAUGAGAAAUUUCACUAUCAUCGGACUGGGCGUUUUGUACACGCUAUUAUUCACCCCCUUUUCUUAUUUGUGUUGGUUCCGUCCCGCUUACAAGGCAUUCCGCUCCGAUUCAUCCUUCAACUUUAUGGUUUUCUUCUUCAUCUUCUUUUUCCAAUUUGUGAUCACCACCUUUCAAGCGGUCGGCAUCCCUGGAUCAGGAACCAUUGGAAUUUUUACCGCAAUCGGUACCUUCGAUAAUACAGCAUGGAGUAUAUUCGUGGGUAUAAUCGCCAUAAUCAUAGCUUUAGGUUUCGUAUUUGCAGCUGCAGCUGACUUGUUCCUCAUAUCAAAGAUUCACCGUAUGUACCGCAGUACAGGGGCGAGUUUCUCAAAAGCACAGCAAGAAUUCACGAGCGAAUUUUUGCGUAACCAACACGUGCGUAACGCAGCUGGCAAUGUUGCCGCAGCUGCCGUAUCGUCUCAGUUGAACAACCAGAAUGCAAAUAAUACGCGUUACUAGCUAAACUCAACGAUUUAAUCUCUUUUCAGUAUUUCUCUUUGUCAUUUUGUUACAUUUUUUUUCGAAGUAUUUGUACUUUAUUCACACCAAAGGUUCCAUCCUAUGAAAUAUUAUCAGAGUUGUUGUUAAUGAUUGUAAAUUACUGAGAAAUUGUGUACAUUAUCAUCAAUUUACUGUUAAAUGUAAAAUUGUAUAUUGCAGAGAUAUGUAACAUCGACUAGUGUUAAAUUGUGUACAUAAAUAAAAAAAUAAAAGGGUUAUGGAUCAGUCAUUAAACCUUUAUAAGACUUUAAAACUAUGUAUGUAUGUAUGUAUUGACAAAUUAUCUAAUGUGUAAGAAACAAAUUAAUCUAAAUAUUGUCAAUUUUCCUAUGGGCUUAUUAAUUUUUCGCUUUUUCAAAUGCAUAAAUUUUUAUUAACUGUUAAAUAGGAAUUAAACAGGCCUGAUCAUAUGUAAUAUAAUUUCUUUUCUUAGAUGCAUAGAUAUGUCUGUUAUUAUAUAUUGUUAUGCAAUACAUAAAAAGUAUUGCAAAAACCCAUCAUUCUAUAAGUUACAC